CCUAAACUGUUUGUAAUAUAAAGCUGUUCUCUUGGUCUGUUUAAAGCUCUUGUCUUCAGAUGAAAGGGAUUUUUACGUCUAUAUCUAAGAAACUCGAUCAAUACUGCCUGAAAUAUAUCUCGAUUGAUUUGGACAUCCAUCGAUUUAGUUAAGAUUUUUUUGUUGGAUUAUCAAGUGUCUGUGCGAUUUGGAUUAUAUUUGUUUUUGGGAUUUAAUAUACCUAAUAACGUAAUUUGAAUUAUUGUUGUGAAAAUAUUUGUUAUUAUCAUCGAUUUAGUUCAGAUUUUUUGUUGGAUUAUCAAGUGUUUCUUCGAUUUGGAUUAUAACUGUUUAUGGGAUUUAUAAUUGCAUAAUUUGAAUUAUUGCUGUGAAAAUAUAUAAUCGUCAUGGCGUCGGAUAUUUCGAAGAGAAGACUAUCACUGCAGGUUGUUUCCACGCCAACAUCUAUUUCACGCUCACCAAAAAAUAACUCAGCGCCACCUAGCGCUCUUCGACGGCAACAUACAGUGCCAACGGUUGAUCGGAAACUAACGUCUUCGACUGGACAAAUGGGAUCCGAGUAUCGCCGCAAAAGUGCGAAUAAGUUGAAGGGUAAGACCAAACCAGGGGGCACGCCUGAGAAGUCCGGAACUCCGUCUGCUGAAGAAGAGUCUCAGAGUCCGUACCGAAAUGUCAUCUGGAACGAGGAUAUCGAGAAGCUACAGAUCAAGGAGGAGGACCUCAAACAGGUCCAUGAGCAGAAGAAACAGUCCCCAGGUGGAGCUCAAAAGGUCAACAAGGUCACUGUGAGGAAACUGAAGCCAGCCUCUGAAUGGAACAAACCUAAACCUAAAGUUGUGACUGUGGCCAGACCCGCCCCUCCAGAUGCUCCCCUUAAACCAAUGGACGUCUCAGGUUUUGCUGGUCCAAGAUAUGAUGAUGUGGGGAAUGUAAUCCCCCAUAGCAUUCUGGGAAAUUAUGACGACUUCCAUAAAGAGGCUGUGACUAGGGGUGACCUUCUGGACUUGCCAGCCCCUAAGGACCCAGGGUUCCAAACAUCUACACCGACAGUGAAGUACGAACGUAAAAAGAAGGUUACCCCAGUACGCGCUAACGAGAGCAAGGCACUGGACAACUGGCAGCAGAAGAUGCGUGAACGGAAAAAGCAACAAGGAUACAUCUCAAGCCUUCUACGAAAGAAUCCUGAGGAUUUAGCUAUGAAUGCCGCGGACAAUUACCGUAAGAUCCAGGAAGAAAGGUACAUAAUUGACAGGACGAUCCCGGCCUUAGACUACGGGAAAGGAUAUCGAGUUGGCAGUGAGUUUUGGAAGCAACAAGAACGUUUUGGGGACGAUAUAUCUGGUAUACAUAUGACCUUGACCCAGUCAGAGCGAGGCUACCCCCGCCCUAUUGAACAUGUUGGGAUUCCCCAGGGUGUGAGGAAUGAGAAGGGCUGGCAUUGGUCGCCUACACACACGACUCCUGUCCAUUAUCCCUGGCACAAGGCUCAGUAUCUGGCUGAGAGGAAGAGUGAGCUACAGCCAAUUAUAGACGAACUGGACCCCCACCAACCAGAAUUUGACGCACUUGAAGUGGUAGGUAGCAACCAGCCACGUGUACGACAGGAACGUCAAGAAACAGAGCUGGAAUUUACAGACAUUCUGGAUAAAUACCCCGACGAAGACGAGGAAAACGAAGAAAACCUGGAUCCCCUGAGGAAUCACCCGGAUGUUCAUCCCGAGCCAAUCUUUGGACCAUCCAUUAACUUCGCUGGACAGCCAGCACGCUGGACAGGUGAUGGAUAUAGUUUCCAGGAUCAGGUCGGCAUAGAGGCUCGUGUCACGUUCGAAGCAUACGCCAAGGACAGAGUGACGUCAUAUCUAUACAUCGUUAACGACGGCACGACGGCUGUGUACUAUGACUGGAAGAAAGUGCCGAAGGAUAACCCAUUUGAUUUGGUCCAUCAGAACGUCCAGCGCUUCUACUUCAACAACAGUAGCGGUGUUAUUUUACCGGGAGAGACGAUGAAGUUUCCAUUCGUUUUUAAGUCUCCUAGUGCUGGGGUGUUCCACGAACAGUGGAGAUUUGAGACACGCCCCACUCUCUGUGGGGGCGCGGCUCUCAUUGUCACUCUCCGGGGUAUCGCCCUUCAGGAGGAUAAAUUCCUCAAAGAGCGCGAGGAACUUGAGCGAGACUUACAGCAGAAACAAGCUGAACAGAUGGUGAGACAGGUGAUGUUUGAUAUCAUAAGUGGAAUUAAAACUCCUGACCGACCAAGUUCUCCCGUCGAUAACUACAUCACUGAAGAGGAAAUAUUUGCCCGUAACAACCCCAAGCUUCAUUACAACUUUACGCUGGUUCAGCAGCUGAAGCAAGUUUAUUUAGAGAUGGUCCCGGAGGAGGAAAGAGAAGGCCGAAUCUGGGAUUUGUCUGUGGAGGACCUGAAGGAGGAUCUGUUGGAUAUGGAUGAAGAUGACGAAAGAAAAGAGAAUUUCCUUCACCAGCUAAAUACGAACAUAUCCAAGAUGGCAUACACACCUCACAACCCAGUCAAGAAAAACCUCUACAAAGUUGGAUACCAGCUUCUCCUGGAAGCUGUGGACAAGAUGGUGAGCCAGUCGAUGCAGAUAAGGCAAGUGAUGGGUCUACCUGAACGAGAAUUGAUCGUCCUGCCGGAGGACCUCACCCUCUCAGAAAGGACACCAUCUCACCUCACAAAUCCGAUUGAAGGUGACUCAAGGAGCAAAUCUAAAGCAGAAAACAAAGUGAAGGCUCCACCAGAGAAAGGAGGCAAGGCACCAGCCAAAAAGGAUGAGAAAGGGGCAAAGGGCAAAGAGGCUGCAAAAGCGGAACCAAAAGGAAAAACUCCACAGCCCCCACCCAAGAAAACUCCCAGCAGAGGUCCCUCGGCCACACCGGGGCCGGGGUCAAUGAUGGCAGAGAGUCGAGAGCGGACGAUGACCACACCCACCAGUGUCCCCCACAGUCCUAUCCCUGAUUCUGAUCCUGUGUUGUAUCGGAAAUACAAGGAGAAACUUUACACACAGACAACCGUCAUCAUGGCAGAUACCCUACAAAAAAUGGAGGAUGUGUUUGAAGAUGUUUUAUGCAGUGAAGAUAAACCGCCUCUUUCUUUGUGAUGUUUCUAAUUUUUUUUUUUUUUUUUUUCUGUCAAUUUUAAUUUCAUAAAAAGCUGUAAAUGGCUUGAACAUUGAAAUUCUAUUAUACUAUGUGUAACAGCUACUUGAGAUAUAAUUCUGCAUCAUUAGGUAACUGUUAAUGAUACCAGUCCUCGUGUAAGAAUCAGUCUUCACCCUCUAUGACACUUGGAUAACUGUGACUGUGAUACUUAAAUUAUGUUAAUUAGCAUUAUGUGAUAUUAGAUUCAAAAUGUGUUGACUUUUAAAAGUUCACACAGGAAAUUGAGUUGUUUUUCUACAAUAGCAUUGGCAAAAAAAAUGAAACGAAUUUCAAAUUUUAUGAAUAUGAUGAAAUAAUUUUAAGUUUGCUGUUAAACAAAAGCUCACUUAUGAAAACAAGAUUUGUUACAUAUUAAAUAAAACAAAAUCUUACAAUAUACUAUGUUUGCUUUAUUACCGAUAACCGAAAAAUAUAAGAAGCAAUAUUCAAUUCCGUCCAGAUAUGAAUAUAUUUUAAUUUAUUUUAAUAAAUAGAUUUAAUUGUGAUAUAUUGAUAAAGUGUCUAUCGUAUUUAUCUGUUGAUCUUUAUUAAUGUGACCAUGCAGUUGCAUAUAUACAAAACUGUACCUGCUGACCCAGACUUUAAUUUGGAAGAAAAAUCCUCAUUUUUUAACCUCAAGUCUUCAUAUAAAUUAUCAGUAAAAUUUAUCAAUCAUCCAUAAUUAUGAAAUUCCAAAGUGUACACUAGAAAGAUCUGUUUAAACUAGUGUAAAAUAUUAGUUUGUGAUAAGGAGCGCAGAAUAUUGUUUAAAUUGUACCAUUUUGACAGUGGAACUUCUAAAGUGUUGACAUGAAGAGUUGUACAGGCUCAAGGAAGAAAAUUUAUAUUGAUGAAGACAUUCUGACCAACUCUCUCUAUUUAGGAGAAAGUGACCCAGUUUUAGACUCAAGAAUCAAGAGUUUUUCAUUGUUGCUUAGAUUAAUUUUCCAAACAGUCGGGCUGAUAGAGCGCAUUAAAAUCAACAUUUUAAGGUACAGGUAUUAGUUUGUGAAGGAAGGUCUGUUAAAGCUAGUUUUCAGAGACUGGAAAUGUUGAACAUCUGCGAUCAAACCAACAGGCAUUUUAAGAUGUUCAUAAGUGUGUGGAGAUGAAAAGAUGGACUUUAUAAUCCCAUAAACUAAAAUUGUUAAAGAAAAUGAAACAGAAUUAUCUCUGUUUAAGCUGUUUUGGAUUUAACUAAUGUAAAUGUUGAAAUGAUUAUUAUUCUCUAGAACCUUUCUGGACUUGAUCAGUGACCUUUGAUACUUAAUACUUAAUUACCAGCUAGGAAAAUUGAUUGUUUUUAAGAACAUAAAUUAUUUUAAUUUUUUUUUUUUUCCAAGGUUGUUCAAAUGAAAUUAUUACCUUGACCUGCUAUUUUUUUAUGAUACGGAGCAUAUGGACUCCUUUGCCAAAUUUGACAAUGAAAAAAUAACUUUAAUACACUAUAUCAUGAAUUUCUCCUUUGUAGAAUAUUCCACAUUUUACUGACUUACAUGUUAUUAGGAAUCAGUCAAUGAAAUCAAUAGUAUUAUCUUGUAAGUACACUGUAUAUGGUAUAUGUAUAAAGAUAUAACUGAACAAACCUUUGAAUAGUAUACAUAUAAAUAUUGGCAUAUAUCUGUUACCUUGGAGACAUAUACAAUUUACAAAUGAUCAAAAUAUGUGGAAUUAAGUCUGAAUAAAGAGAUGAAGUAUAAGUAU
Molecule: messenger RNA, 4863 nt
Organism: Pecten maximus
Lineage: Eukaryota; Metazoa; Mollusca; Bivalvia; Pectinida; Pectinidae
Product: MYCBP-associated protein-like
Exons: 21
Coding region: 387-3119 (910 amino acids)
Source: RefSeq, a predicted model, not a curated record